AUGACGUCCUACUCCUCUGGCGACGAUGACGACGACGACGAAUCCGCUUUCCAAUCCCACUACAACGGAUCCCCCAGCUCCUCCUCGCCAGAGCCAUCACCAUCUCCCUCCCCUCCUCUCGUCCACCACAACUUCUUCGCGCCCCCUUUCUACAACCGGCCGCCGACUCCCCUUCCGCCCUCGCCUUCUCUAACCUCCCUCCUCCGACCCUCCCGCCCUACCACUCCCGACGCCUCCGACAACGAUGACUUCGAACCCGUCCCACGCGCCAGCCCUAAGGUCCCGACCUACGAAUACUACGGUUUUGUGCUAUACCUGUUCUCGUCGCUCGCGUUCCUCAUGUAUAUCCUGUGGAGCUAUCUACCCAGCCCAUUCCUACACGCGCUGGGGAUUUACUACUACCCCAACCGCUGGUGGUCGUUGGCGAUCCCGUCCUGGCUGGUCAUGUGUAUUGUGUACAUCUACGUCGCGCUUGCGGCAUACAAUACGGGGUACCUGACGCUGCCAAUGAGUAGCAUUGAGACGAUUAUUGAUCAGGCGGCGAAUGUGGCGACGUUGGAUGGGAAGGGGAGCUUGAAGAGGAGUAAUCCGGAGGGGAAGCACGCAGGGGUGGUGGAGAAGGGGAAGGAGGUGAGGAGGAAGGAGAAAUUGGAGAAGAAGAGGAUGAAGAGCUUGAGGCAGGAGAAGGAUUGGAAGGCUGUGUGGAGCGUGGGAACGGAUGCGUGCUUGGAUGUGCCGUUGGGCGGCGUUUGCGAGGUGUUGUAUGGGGAGGAUAGGGAUAUGGACCCGGAGGAUGAGUGGCUGGACGGAGGUGAUAUUGAGGGUGGAGGUUGA
Messenger RNA from Pseudogymnoascus verrucosus, 834 nucleotides. RefSeq lists its product as uncharacterized. The record is from RefSeq and is a predicted model, not a curated record. NCBI's taxonomy places the organism in Eukaryota, Fungi, Ascomycota, Leotiomycetes, Thelebolales, Thelebolaceae. The transcript has a single exon. The coding region runs from base 1 to 834 and encodes 277 amino acids.